AGGCAAAACUCCCAUCCCCCCCAACUCCACCCGCAAGCAAGACGCGAAGGCGAGGGAAAACAAAAGAAAGAAAAAAUCCCCCAAACGAGAGAAGCGGCAGCGACGACGGCGACGGCGGCAGCAGCGGCCGCAGCAGCAGCAGCCCCCUCCUCCGCCCCGCCCCAUCGGAUCGAGGCCGCCCUAGGGUUCCGCCCCGGCCACCCCCCGCCUCCCCCCUCAUCCUCUCCGCCGCGCGCGCGCGGGGAGCCACCAAACCCUAGGACGGCAAACCCCGCGCGAUCGCCCACGGUGGAGGCCUCGUCGGCGGCCGAUAGGAGCCGCUCCGGGCUCGGGUCGGGGUUCCGGUACCUCGCCGGCGCCGCCUCCGGGUGGUGGGACCGGUGGAUGGUCAUGGGAGCCAGCGGCUCCAAGCUCGAGAAGGCCCUCGGCGACCAGUUCCCGGAAGGCGAGCGCUACUUCGGCCUCGAGAACUUCGGCAACACCUGCUACUGCAACAGUGUCCUCCAGGCACUAUAUUUCUGCAUCCCGUUUAGGGAGAAGUUGCUGGAAUAUUAUGCAAAUAAUAAAACUCCUGGAGAUGCAGAGGAAAACCUUUUGACUUGUUUGGCAGAUCUUUUCAUGCAGGUAAGCCAGUCAAAGAAAAAGACUGGCGUUAUUGCUCCGAAACGUUUUGUCCAAAGAGUAAAGAAACAGAAUGAGCUAUUUCGCAGCUACAUGCACCAGGAUGCACAUGAGUUCUUAAAUUUUCUGUUGAAUGAACUUGUUGAUAUUCUGGAAAAGGAGUCUAGUGCUGCAAAGGACUCGCCCCAGUCAUCAUCUCCUGAAAAGGUUCCAAAUGGACCAGUUCAACCUUUAGCCAAUGGAGUUAGAAAAGAGCCACCAGUUACCUUGGUCCAUAAGAAUUUUCAGGGCAUACUGACCAAUGAAACCAGAUGUUUAAGAUGCGAGACAGUGACGGCGAGGGAUGAAACAUUUUUUGAUCUGAGUGUUGAUAUUGAGCAGAAUAGUUCUAUCACAAGCUGCUUGAAAAAUUUCUGCUCCACAGAGACUUUAAAUGCUGAGGACAAAUUCUUCUGUGACAAGUGCUGCAGUUUGCAAGAAGCACAGAAGAGAAUGAAGAUCAAGAAGGCUCCACACAUAUUGGUCAUCCACCUAAAGCGCUUUAAGUACAUUGAGCAGCUUGGUCGGUAUAAGAAGCUAUCCUAUCGGGUUGUAUUCCCCAUGGAGCUGAAGCUCAGUACAUCUGAUGAUGUAGAUACUGAGUACUCCCUCUUUGCUGUCGUUGUUCAUGUUGGAAGUGGCCCCAACCAUGGACACUAUGUAAGCCUUGUCAAAAGCCACAACCACUGGUUGUUCUUCGAUGAUGAAAAUGUCGAGAUGGUUGAAGAGUCGACCCUGCAAACAUUCUUCGGUUCUUCACAUGAAUACUCUGGCAACACGGAUCAUGGAUACAUCUUGUUUUACGAGGGUCUUGGUGGGAAGAGUUAGAUUGAUUUUCUUCACCUUCCCUGUUAUUUUCUUUUUCUUUGGAGCAUGCAAGAUUACCGUUGUAUUUACACAGCUAUUUCAUUACCUCCAUGGAAAAUUGUUGAUCUCAGAGAUUGUGAGUAUGAACAUGAGGACGCUGGAUUUUGGAUGGUUUUAGUGUACAGAGCAUAAUGGGACCAUGCUCCUAGUGAUGAAAUAAGGUGUAAAUCAUUAAGUACGCCUGACAUUUUUUUCCCCGUCAGCAUUGACAUCUUUAGGCUGAGAAUCACGCGCUGAGAAUCAUGUAAGUUUGAUUAGAUUUCGGGAACUUGGCCAGUCAAGCUAGCCGUGUAACUCAUUGUGUAUCGCUACAAUAUUGUGAUCUUGAAAGGAGAACACUUUUUUUUUCUACUGGA
This is a messenger RNA of Oryza brachyantha (malo sina), 1883 nucleotides long. RefSeq names its product ubiquitin carboxyl-terminal hydrolase 4-like. The transcript is spliced from 6 exons. Gene Ontology annotation, molecular function: cysteine-type deubiquitinase activity; cysteine-type endopeptidase activity. Gene Ontology annotation, biological process: protein deubiquitination. The record is from RefSeq and is a predicted model, not a curated record. Gene Ontology annotation, cellular component: cytosol; nucleus. The coding region runs from base 385 to 1488 and encodes 367 amino acids. Lineage: Eukaryota; Viridiplantae; Streptophyta; Magnoliopsida; Poales; Poaceae.